ACUAGGGUUGUUGUCGUUGUCACCUGGUCUCUGGUUGAAACAUUGGCCUGAACAAAUUAGAAGGAAAAAAAAAACAACUUCUUUAAAAGUCAUCAUUUCAUAAAUCUGCUGCGCCUUCCUUUGAACUGCAGCUAUGGUUCUGGAGGAGAACGACAACGACUCUGUCUUUGAGCCUCACAUCACAGAAGAGCACGUUGAAACUCAGUACGGGGACUUCCACUGCAUUAUGACAGGGACCGUGAAACCAAACCGUCCCGUCAUCAUGACCUUACCUGAUGUCGGGCUGAACCACAAAUCCUGUUAUGAGUCCCUGUUCCACCAUGAAGACAUGCAUGAAAUUGUCAGACAUUUGCCKGUUUGUCACGUCGAAGCACCGGGACAACACGAGGGAGCUAAAACUCUGCCUGCUGCGUUCACAUAUCCUUCCAUGGAGCAGCUCUCCGAGGCGCUGCCUGAUGUCCUCAAACACUUUGGGCUGCGCAGUGUUGUCGGUGUGGGAGUCGGUGCAGGAGCAUACAUCCUGGCCAGAUUUGCUCUGGAUCACCCUGAUCUGGUGGACGGGUUGGUUCUGUUCAACAUUAACCCUAAUGCUGAAAGCAUCAUAGACACUGUUGCAAACAAGAUUACUGACUGGACCCACACGCUCCCAGACAAAAUCCUCACACACUUGUUUGGAAAGGACGAGCUCCAGACAAACCAUGAGCUUGUGGCCACGUAUCGCCACUACRUCACAGCCACGAUGAACCAGUCCAACGUGAGUCUGUUCUUACGCUCUUACAACAGCCGCGGUGCUCUGGAGAUGGAGAGGCCUGCUCUUGGUGCCGGACACGCCCACGYCAAGACCCUCACGUGCUCGACACUUCUGGUUGUGGGAGAUAAUUCUCCUGCUGUGGAAGCUGUGGUCGAAUGCAACUGUAAACUCAACCCCACAAAGACCACAUUUCUCAAGAUGGCAGACUGUGGAGGACUUCCUCAGGUGGAUCAGCCAGCUAAAGUGAUCGAAGCCCUCAAAUAUUUUAUCCAAGGCAUGGGACACUUGUCCAGUGCCAGUAUGACCAGACUCCGCUCCAGGACCGGCUCCGGCUCCAGCACAGCGUCACACGAAGGYCCUCGGAGCCGUGCACACACCGAUGAGCAGCAGCGUGGCCGGACACACUCACACGGCACUGAGAAGCACGGACACACACACACUGACGUCUCCACGGAGAAUAAUUCCACAGUUAAACAGAGUGUCUCAAAGUCCACUGAGGUGGCCUGCUGAGGGGCACACAGCACUUAACUCAGACAAUACCUCAUUCCCAUCUAAACACAUCUAUCUACAAUUAUCAUUUCUUUUAUUAUUUAGUCCCUUUAUUUCUUAUCUUCUCUGCUACAAGUGAAUUAUUUCCUCUAGCCAACAUUUUUCUAUUUUCUGCUCAGUUUUUCCCUCUUCAACUUCUGCCUGUCACCCCUUCUGUCACUGAACUUGUAGGUUUUAGCUGUAAGUUUUCUCUUUUUUUCCCCCACAUUUUUCAUGAAGUAAACACAUCGAUAGUUGUAAAUGUACAGAAGUAAUAUGAUAGGGGAGUAAUGCUGCAUAACUGUAGGAAUGUGCUCACUGUGUGUUUUAGACAACUUUGUCUUUUACAAAAUGCUUCAGAUGCAGUUACAUUUUUUAGCACUUUAUGCACCUUUGUGUUGAGCAUCAUCAAUCACAAUUUAAUAAAUAUUCCUCUAAAUAAAGUUUAAAUAAAGUACUUUAUAUUUC
Austrofundulus limnaeus is the source of this 1747-nucleotide messenger RNA. RefSeq names its product protein NDRG1. Bases 134 to 1261 code for a protein of 375 amino acids. Lineage: Eukaryota; Metazoa; Chordata; Actinopteri; Cyprinodontiformes; Rivulidae. The record is from RefSeq and is a predicted model, not a curated record. The transcript is spliced from 12 exons.